CCAACUCCACCUUCUCAUCUCACUUGCCAUUGCCAAAGGCCUCUCACUUCACAGUCUCAAGCAAUAGUAAGAGAUCACAGAUCCUUAGUUUGGAAUUUUCGCACCGCCCUUUGUCCAAAAACAUGAAGGUUUUCGAAGUGGAAGUCCUCUCGAAAGAGACGAUUAAGCCAGCAUCUCCGACUCCCGACCACCUCCGCCAUUACAGCCUCUCCUUCCUCGACCAGAUAUCGCCCCCGGUUUUCAUGCCGUUGGUCAUUUUCUUCCCUAAGGAUGACAUAAGCAACGAGGAAAAGUGUGGGCGCAUCAAGAAGUCUCUGUCUGAGGCCCUCGCCCGAUUCUAUCCUAUGGCUGGCCGGGUCAAGGACAACAUGUACAUCGACUGCAACGACGAGGGAGCUCACUAUGUUGAGGCUAGGGCUCACUGUGACCUUGUUGAUGUUCUCAAAAAUCCCGUCCCGGGGUCGCUGAACAAGUUCCUUCCCUUCGGGCUUGAUGAUGUGAAUGAGCUAGCCGCAGCGGUCCAGGUUAACAUUUUUAACUGCGGUGGACUAGCUAUUAGCUUGUUGAUGUCGCACAAGGUCGCUGAUGCUCUGUCCUACUUCACGUUCCUCAACAGCUGGGCCGCGAUCGCCCGUGGCGAAACUAACCUCAUAAUAAACCCUUGUUUCGACUCAGCCACUCUGUUCCCCCCGGUGGACAUGUCGGGAUUGCGCCUGAACAUGGGUAUCGUGAAGGAGAACAUUGUCACAAAGAGGUUUGUGUUUGAUGCCCCUGUGCUUGCGAGCCUCCGUGAAAAGUACAACGACGCCACUUCCGAGGAAUACCAGAGACCCCCGACCCGUGUCGAGGCCCUCUCGACUUUCCUCUGGAGCCGGUACAUGGCCAGCACACAAGUGAAAGAAGAAGCCGCUGACGAGGAUAAUAACAAUAAGCUCUAUUCGGUGCUUCACGCGGUGAACUUACGCACUCGGAUGGAUCCGGCACUCUCAGAGCGCCACUUUGGCAAUAUUAGUCGGAUUGCAGUAACAAGGCCGAAUACGUAUAUCAGUGGCGACGCAGGGUAUAAGAUAGUGAAUCAAGUAAGAGACGCAAUAAGGCAGGUUAACGUGGAAUAUGUGAAGAAGCUCCAACAAGGAGAUGGACACCUGAACUCCAUGAGGGAGCGCGGGGAGAAGAUCUCGAAGGGAGACUUCGUCUCGUUCAGCUUCACCAGCCUGUGCCGGUUCCCGAUAUACGAGGCCGAUUUUGGGUGGGGGAAGCCGGUCUGGGUUGGUUCAGCGAGCUUGACAUUUAAGAAUCUGAUCGUCUUCCUUGACACGAAGUCGGGAGACGGAAUUGAGGCUUGGGCUAACCUCAAGGCCGAGGACAUGGCCAAAUUCGAGAACGACAAGGAGCUCCUCGCGUAUGCCUCCCCGAACAUUAACGUGAAAAGCUAUAUCCUAUAGGGAGAGGGUAUUUUCCAUGCCUCAGCUGCACUAUGUGGCAAGACAACCGAUCGAUAAUAUGAAGUAAUGAUAUUAUUGGUCAGUUGUACGUACCGCGUUUUGCAUGCAACAGAUGCAUAAAAUGUUUUCUCAUGUUCCCGAUCGACCUCGCAAGUUACUACAUAUUGGUUACUUCGGAUGUCCAUUUCAUGACAUAUUAGUUAUUUGUGCUUCUGAACAUACUAUAUAUCUUGAGGCUUUAUCUUCCAUCUUUUUUGUGGUCUUUUUUCCCCGUUUUCUUUUUCUCCCUGUGAUUGCUUGUAAAAGUGUGCGGAAUAAAUUCAAUCCAAAGUGUAAAAUUAGAUACAAAAGCAUAUAUUCAUAGAUUGAUUAUGA
This is a messenger RNA of Punica granatum (pomegranate), 1820 nucleotides long. Lineage: Eukaryota; Viridiplantae; Streptophyta; Magnoliopsida; Myrtales; Lythraceae. The record is from RefSeq and is a predicted model, not a curated record.